Molecule: messenger RNA, 1677 nt
Organism: Sesamum indicum (sesame)
Lineage: Eukaryota; Viridiplantae; Streptophyta; Magnoliopsida; Lamiales; Pedaliaceae
Source: RefSeq, a predicted model, not a curated record
GAGGGAAUGUAGUAGCAUAAACUUACAAAGAAGCUAUUCGGAAAACGACCCAGAAUCUGUAAACCAUUUAUGCAAACUGUAGGAAAAUUCGUGUACUUUCCUCAUUUUAAUAAAUAAUUCCUUGAGAAAAGGUCCCUCUUGAAAGAAAUAUGCGUAUUAUCACUUUCCAGGAGGUUUCAGAUCAACGUUCUGUUCUAUUUCACUGUUUCAACUAUAUUAGCAAGAACCCAUAUAAGAGCUGAUAAGAAAGGAGAAGAAGUGGAUUUAUGCAAGAGAAGAUCUUCUGCUUUUGUGGUUUUUUGGGAAUUUGGAAGCAUUUCUUGUAUCCCCCUAUUUGGGUAACAGGAUUUAAGUAAAAGCCUGGAAUUUGGACAAUAGACGGAGUUAACAUUGUCUUUGUGCUGUAUUUGAAAGAAUUUUGGUGGGGUUUUGAGGAUGAUGAUAUGUUAUCCUGGUCUUACGAAGUUGAAAAUGAAGCCAAUUGUGUAUCAGAAUGUGCUUUCAGCUAGCGAUUCAGGUACGCUCGAACAACUGAAAGAGCUGAGCUCAAAGCGUAAAGCAAUUGAGGAGACCUUCAAUCAAACUAGCUAUGUUACAGAUGCAAUUGCAAGGGAAAUAUCUGGAGGCCUCACAUCACAUUGUGAACAGGACAUUCAGAAACUGGAACACUAUUUGCCUUUGUUGGAGAACCUGGUUCGCCAUGUCAACAUGAAAGGCAAGAACCACCAAAUGAUUUGCUGGAUUUCAAACCUUCGAAUAAGAUGGAGCAGUGUGCUUAAUUCUUCAUCUAUCUUUCAUAUCAAAGGUCCAAAGUUCUAUCAGGUUAACAAUAUAUACUUCGAGCUUGGAAUGAUCCUUUUUCUUUACGGUUCAAUGCUUCGUGAGCAGGCUUUGGAAGUUUUAUCAUCAGAUCUUGUGCAAUCUGCCACACUUUUCAGAAAAGCUGCUGGAGUGUACAACUAUUUAGCCCAGGAGGUUCUUAUUUAUUUAACUCAGGCCGAAGAUAGGCCUCCAGAAGCUACAUGUCGCAUGUCGUUUAUUCUGAGCUUCAUUUGCUUGGCAGAAGCCCAGGCUGUAACUGCAAGGAAGGCUGAAGAAAGCGGCAAAACUGCCGGACUUUUAGCAAAAUUGCACUAUGGAGUUACAGAGUUUGUGAUUGAAGCUAUUGAUGUGUUGCAAGUCACAACAAAAGAAUGCAAAGAUAUCUCAUCUCGCCUUCUGGAUUAUAUUUUGAGCUGCAAGAAACUACACGAGUUGAAGUGUUACAAAUACACUGCGGAAGGCCUGAAAAACGAAGGCAAAAUUGGAGUUGCGGUUGGAGUUCUUCGUCGAGCAUUGGCAAAUGCUAAGAAAAGCAUGCCAAAAGAAGAGUCAUGGAGAUCAGUCUUCAAAGAGGUGGUAGAUGAUGUGAGAGUUCAGCUCAGGAAAUACGAGCAUGAAAACGAGUUCAUAUGGCGUGCAAAGGUCCCUCGUACCGACCAACUUCCCUUACCUCAAGCUGUAAAAAUUGUUACUCUCAUACCUUAUCAACCCCAAAAAUGGGAAAGAUCACUUGUUUUCAAACUGUAAGUGUGCAAAACCUGUAUAGUUCAUAGUUCCUUGUGUGGAAAAAGCUGGGAUCAACCUCUGUGCCCUUCUCCUCACCAAGUAAACAUCUAUACUAUUUAAUAAAAGUAC